Molecule: messenger RNA, 1440 nt
Organism: Aspergillus pseudonomiae
Lineage: Eukaryota; Fungi; Ascomycota; Eurotiomycetes; Eurotiales; Aspergillaceae
Product: actin-related protein ArpA
Exons: 3
Coding region: 177-1322 (381 amino acids)
Source: RefSeq, a predicted model, not a curated record
CGACACCAAAGGCUCCGAUUAAUUACAGGUUGUCGGAAACAGCCCCUCCACUCUAGGACCUACGUGGCACAACCUCCCCGGCCGUGGGGCCCUCUCACAACAAUCGCGCUUUACCCAAACAUCGUCCCUUUAACCACCCGCAACUUACCCCCCGAGCCACACCCUUCGCUCUCGCAAUGGCCGAGGCCACCCUCCAUAACGCCCCCAUUGUCAUCGACAAUGGCAGCGGCACAAUUCGCGCCGGUUUCGCAGGAGAGGAAGUCCCCUCAUGUUUCUUCCCGUCUUUCGUCGGUCGGCCAAAACACCCACGGGUGAUGGCCGGCGGUCUAGAAGGAGAUGUCUUCAUCGGAUCGAGAGCACAGGAGCUGCGCGGCCUGUUGAAGAUUCGGUACCCGCUGGAACACGGCAUUGUCACGGACUGGGACGAUAUGGAGAAAAUCUGGCAUUACGUCUACGAGAACGAGUUGAAAACGCUGCCUGAAGAGCACCCGGUCCUCCUGACUGAGCCACCGCUCAAUCCUCGCAAGAACCGCGACACGGCGGCCCAGAUCAUGUUCGAGACGUUCAAUGUCCCGGCUCUUUAUACGUCUAUUCAGGCUGUGCUGUCGCUGUACGCGUCCGGCCGCACGACCGGUGUGGUCUUGGAUUCAGGGGAUGGUGUCUCCCAUGCGGUGCCGGUGUAUGAGGGUUUUGCGAUCCCGAACAGUAUACGGCGGAUCGAUGUCGCGGGGCGAGAUGUUACGGAGCAGCUGCAGUUGUUGCUCCGGAAGAAUGGACAUGUGCUGUAUACGAGUGCUGAGAAGGAGGUGGUCCGGAAGAUCAAGGAGGAGGUGUGCUAUGUGUCGCUGGACCCGAAGCGUGAAGAGAAGGAGUGGAUGAACAGUUAUCAUAAAUCGGAGACUAAGGCCGUGGAUUACAGGCUGCCUGAUGGGCAUAAGAUCAAGAUUGGUCAAGAACGCUACCGUGCUCCUGAGAUCCUUUUCGACCCCGAACUCAUCGGCCUGGAGUACCCUGGUGUUCAUCAGAUCGUCCAGGAUGCGAUUACCCGCACAGACCUGGACCUGCGCAAAGAUCUAUACCUCAACAUUGUCCUGUCGGGAGGCUCGACACUAUGCAAGAACUUCCCGGACCGGCUGAUGCGCGAGAUCAAGCGAUUGGCUGUGGAAGACAUGAAGAUCCGUAUUUCUGCGCCGGCCGAGCGGAAAUACACGACCUGGAUCGGUGGUGGAAUCCUGGCUGGUUUGAGCACGUUCCGCAAGAUGUGGGUCAGCGCCGAUGAAUGGCACGAAGAUCCGGAGAUCAUCCACCGGAAAUUCGCCUAAUGCUGCCUUGAACCGCUUGAAGGCAAGACAGCAUAAGUGACGCUAGUCAUCCACCGUUCGCGAACAGCGCACAGUGACAGACCAAAGCCAAACAUACAUUAAGUGAUAUUAUUGAGAA